This is a messenger RNA of Castor canadensis (American beaver), 462 nucleotides long. The record is from RefSeq and is a predicted model, not a curated record. Lineage: Eukaryota; Metazoa; Chordata; Mammalia; Rodentia; Castoridae.
AUGGCACCAGCUGUGGCCUGGCUCCUUUUCCUCCAGCUUGUUCUAGAGCCAACUCUGGUCAUGGACAUGAAGCUGCAGCUCGCCAUCAAGAACUUCCGCAUCUUGCAUGUUGACUAUCCCAGGGUUAGGUACCCAAAGGGUUUCCAUGGCUACUGUAAUGGUCUUAUGGCUUAUGUGCGGGGCAGGAUGCAAGAUUGGUAUUGCCCAAAGAUCCAUUAUGUGGUACAUGCCCCCUGGAAAGCCAUCCACAAGUUUUGCAAGUAUAGUGAGAGUUUCUGUGAGAAUUACAAUGAAUACUGCACGCUCACCCAGGGCUCCUUACCUCUCACAGUCUGCACUCUAGACCCUAAUCAGCCACCAACCAGCUGCCGCUACAAAACCACCCUAACUAACCAAAGGCUCUACCUGCUCUGCUCCCGCAAAUAUGACGCUGAACCAGUAGGAAUCAUUGGCCUCUAUUAG